Beauveria bassiana ARSEF 2860 is the source of this 1635-nucleotide messenger RNA. Its product is annotated as cyclophilin type peptidyl-prolyl cis-trans isomerase/CLD. The coding region runs from base 1 to 1635 and encodes 544 amino acids. Gene Ontology annotation, biological process: protein peptidyl-prolyl isomerization; protein folding. The record is from RefSeq and is a predicted model, not a curated record. Gene Ontology annotation, molecular function: peptidyl-prolyl cis-trans isomerase activity. Gene Ontology annotation, cellular component: catalytic step 2 spliceosome. NCBI's taxonomy places the organism in Eukaryota, Fungi, Ascomycota, Sordariomycetes, Hypocreales, Cordycipitaceae. The transcript has a single exon.
AUGUCGGCCAUUUACAAUCUCGAGCCUCAGCCCACGGCGUCUGCCAUUAUCCACACUACGCUUGGCGAGAUUCAAGUCGAGCUGUUCGCGAAGCAGACACCAUUGACCUGUCGCAACUUUCUUCAGCUCAGUCUCGACGGAUACUACGACGGUACAAUCUUCCAUCGUUUAGUGCCCAAUUUUAUUCUACAGGGAGGCGAUCCAACCGGUACUGGAAAUGGUGGCGAAUCGAUUUACGACGGCGGCGCAUUCGGCGGCGACCUGGACCCUUGGCCGAUGGACCAGCGUCACGGCAAGAAUGCUGGACCGACGGGCAUCAACUUUAGGGAUGAAUUUCACUCGCGCCUCAAGUUCAAUAGACGCGGACUACUAGCGAUGGCAAAUGAAGGCCAUGUCGACACGAACGGGAGCCAGUUCUUCUUUACCCUCGACAAGACGGAGGAGCUGAAUGGCAAGAACACACUCUUCGGCCGCGUGGCAGGCGAUACUAUUUACAAUCUGGCCAAGAUUGGCGAAUCCGAGGUGGAGGAGGGCACAGACCGGCCAAUGUACGCCGUCAAAAUUGAGCGCAUCGAGAUCUUGGUAAAUCCUUUCGAGGACAUGGUAAAGCGUACACGCGUGGCUACGCAUCAGCAGAAAAAGCCGGCAGAGAAGGACAAGAAGAAGAAGCGCAAAGCCGGAAAGCAACUUCUCAGUUUUGGGGACGAGGAGGGCGACGAAGAAGUCCCUUCGCUGCCAAAGAAGGCCAAGUUCGACACGCGAAUAGUCAUAGACGACGGUUCGGCCGAGGAAGCGCACCAAGAAAAAUCUACAAAAUCGAAAGCAUCGAAGAAAGAAAAGACAAUCACAUCCAAGGUCAAGGACCAUGGGGUCGAGCCGACAUCAAUACAGCCAGCCGUGCAACCCGCAAAACCAGAAGCAGCAGUUACACAAGACAGCGAUGAUGAGGCAGCAGUUGAGAUUCCGGAGGUACCGAAGAAAACCGCCUUGCAAAUAGCCAACGAGGAAAUGGCUGCUAUAAAAGCUUCCAUGAGAAGGACUAUACAUGCUGUCAAAGACGAGGAGCCUCGAAAGAAGUCAACCUUGGCGUCAAUGAUUCCGGAAACGUCCAUUCGAGGGGCGCGCAAGAGACGGGCGGGCGGUUCUAGCGCCAUCACUCCGGAUGAUCAGGUUACUCUCAAACUCCUCAAGGGCUUCCAGUCACGGCUUGACAAAGCGCCACCAGGAAAGGAGCUGGUCAAAACUGGCGACGAGGACGGUGGCGGGUUCAAGGAGAGCCAAGCCGGAGACGAUGAAGCAGAGCUCUGCGACCUACACUUUAUCGCAAACUGCCAGAGCUGUACGUCAUGGGAUAAGCAAGAACAGGAUGAGAGCGAUGACGAAGGCUGGAUGUCGCACACGCUGUCAUUUGCUGCCGAUAAACUCGGCAAGGAUUUGAGGAAUCGUAAGAAGGCAGAGGAAGAACUUGUUGUCAUUGACCCUCGAAGCAAAGAGCAGUCAAUGCGCGAGGAGAAGCGAGCAAAGAGAGAUGCCCGACCAGGAGGAUCCUCACGUACGUGGGAUCAACGGCGGGACCAGGCCAAAAAUGCUCGCAUGUCUCAGGCAGCAUCGCUGGCAGGUCGUGGCGCCAAAUAA